This is a messenger RNA of Brassica napus (rape), 818 nucleotides long. Its product is annotated as EKC/KEOPS complex subunit Tprkb. The transcript has 6 exons. Gene Ontology annotation, biological process: telomere maintenance via recombination; tRNA threonylcarbamoyladenosine modification. Lineage: Eukaryota; Viridiplantae; Streptophyta; Magnoliopsida; Brassicales; Brassicaceae. The record is from RefSeq and is a predicted model, not a curated record. The coding region runs from base 96 to 614 and encodes 172 amino acids. Gene Ontology annotation, cellular component: cytosol; nucleus; EKC/KEOPS complex.
GAAGUGAAAAAGAUAUUUAUUUUUUCUUUUUAAUGAAUCUUGAAUAGUGUAUUGACUUGCCGGAUCUGUGUCAUUCGCCGCCGGCUUAGAGAGUUAUGAAGGUCUUCCAUCUCGACCGUGAGAACACUCUAUCUGUGUCUCUCUUCUCCGAUGUCACCAACUCCAAGGAGCUCUUGAAUUCAAUGCUAGAAGGAAGUCUGAAGCUGGAGGUCUCAUUUCUCAAUGCAUUACUCAUACCAGACGUUUUCCCUCUCUUAGCUGCUGCUCAGAAAGCACUCGUCUCCAAAUCACGCGAUUCGUUAUCAACCCGAACUCUUCAUUCUGAGCUUGUCUAUAACUACUCUGGAUCUAAACAUAUUACGGAAUCAUUGAAACGAUGUGGGAUAUCUGAAAGCUCUACUUACAUUCUAGCUGCCCGUUUCAAUGCUUCUCCCCUUGAGAUGGAGGAGGUGGCGAAAUUGAUCAAGGGGAAGGAGAUUGACUUGGAGGAGUUAAAGACGCAUGCUAAUCAAGCCCAUAUACUAAAGCAUUACAAGAUAACUAGCCAAGAACUCGGGAUAUCCUCUCUCGAAGAUGCCAUUGUUUGCCGGAUCGCUGCACGCGACGCUUUGUAGAAGAAGACAUCUUUCUCUGUGUUCUUAUCAAUUAUAGCUUUUUUUUUUUCUCAGCUAUAACUAAAUGUUACAACUCGUUUUGUAGUGUUCUUAUCAGUUAAACCUCUUUAUUUAUUUCUUGUCCUCGUUUAGUUUGAACUAUGAGAGGAACAUAUUAAAAUACAAAAAUUGAUGCACUAGUAAUAAUUACAUGUUCUUUGCUUA